GUGUUGGUGGUAUUGGUAUGGGCAUCAAGGUGGUAUCUGGUUCUGGUCAGUUACAAAGUUCACCCUCAUGCCAGCCCUCACAGCAACAACAACAACAGCAGCAGCAGCAGCAGCAACAACAACAACAACAGCAGCAGCAGCAACAACAACAGCAGCACCAGAGCCAAGGACAAGGCCAGCCUCGUCCCCCACGCUCUCGCACCAAUGUGGCGCUGCAAGCAAUUAUGAAGAGGAACUCGGCCAUGCAAGAAGCCAAACAGGUAACUUUUAAGACUCCCUCCCCAGCCAUCUCUCCAAAUCCAUCUGAAGCUUCCAGUGACAGUCAUCGUAGCCAACUUUCCACCCCACCACUGAUGCCUCCCAGUUCUCAGCGAGAUCCCAUGUCAAGUUCCCCCAUGCCUCAUCAUCUUGGACAAAUGUAUCAGAUUAACACACCACCUCAGGGACAAGGAACUUCAUUUGUACGACAGAACCAACCCACUGAAAAUAAUUUUUCAAAUCAACAACACCAGCAAUUUGGAGGACAACCUCCUUGGGGAGGAGUAAGUGGAAUGAGUGGAAAUGUCCCUUCCCAGCAUGGCAUCGGUCGACCUCUACAUCAACAAAACCAACCCAUGAACUCUGGACCAAACUUCAAUAUGCAAAGAAAUGGCAGUGGGCCAUCUCCACAAAAUGUUCUACAGCAACAGAUGCCAACAUCCACACCCAGUCAUUCUGACAUACUAACAGCAGGUGUGUUUAACAGACCACCUCUAGAGGGCUUCCAUCAACUUAGUGGACCUGUUCCACCGAGGCCAGGAGUAGAUAUAUCAAAUAGAAUGCGAGAGCCAGCACCCAGAAUGCUGGAAAUGAUGGGGAUGACACGUGCGCCUCCUUCCUUUGGACCAGUGGAGGGAUUGGGAAACCCAUGUAGGAUGCGCCCUCCAGGCACGGAAGGCCAAGGGUUAGAGAAUUCUCCUCGCAUGACUCAGGCACCAUUUAGACCACAUCAGGAAAUGGAUCCAGUCACUUCUCAAGCCAAGAUGAAUCAUAUAACCCAUCCAUUACUCUCACCUGGAGCUAUGAAUGCACAUCUUUAUGGUAUGGAUGGCAGGCAGAAUGUCAGUGGAUCUAGUGGUCCUGGAGUGUCAGGUCCCAGGAAUAUGUUUGGUGAAAGUGACAUGGGACCACCACGGGGCCCAGGACUAUCACCACCCAUGGGGAUGGGCUGGGGUCCAGGGCACAAUGAAGGCAAAAGCUAUAUGAAUCAUCCUCCUCCUACUUUGGCAAAUCUUUUGCAGCAACAUGCCCCAGUUGAUAUAAGGCUCAACCUACCUAUGGAUCACAGUUCAGAUCAGCUCAAUCCUGGGUUAGCCAGGCUACCUGGUGGUCCCUCAGUACACAACCCUGCCAUGAACACUCGCAGCCCUCCUGGUGUAGGCCCACUUGGUGCAGUUCCCCUCGGUAUACUCUCCAUGCCUUCCACACAACCCCCAGGCUCCAUACCUCACAACCAACCACCCAGAGGACAGCAGUCAUUUAUGCAAGAGGGUGGUGAAGGUGAUGGACCUUCAGGCAACACAUAUUCACUCUUCAGUCCCAUGAGUGGAGGCAGCAUGGGUAUGGGAGCUGGUCCCAGUCGCACAGUCCCUCAUCCCCUUUACCCAAGCAAUUCACAGCCAAGUGGACAACAGUCGCUGUGGUCUGGUCCUGGCCCAUCUCCACUGGAGCGUCUCCUAGAGCAGAAGAAGUACAGCAAUGUUCCUAAGUGAGGUAGGGAUGAAUCGUCCGGAUGGAAUUAAACGUAACAGAUACCACUUUGCGACCCCACCACGGGUGCACGGCAGAGCAGAAUCACCACCGUUUAUACGGUCGGCGAUGAGUCGAGUGGCACGGUACAGCUGAGCUUCCAAUAUUGCAUAUAGCAUAGCUCGCAGUGCCCUCAGGUUUACUCACUGCUGGACAGGACUGGGGCAAGCAGUCGUAGAACAAUGUCAUAGUCUGGGUGACUGGGGCAUGUAUACGUAGAGCUCUGUAUUUAUAACUGUGAGGAGAUUGGCAAGGAAAAUCCCUUGAUGGCAGUUUACUGAAGCUCGAAUUCUCUGUGCUGUGAGUAAUAGCAUCAACUGCAGUUGUGACAUCAACUUGGGUUGUCUGUGCAGCUGAUGACUUGGCACACGAAGAAUGUAGCUCAGCCGUUUUACUUGAGAUAUUUCCCUCCCGAAACUCCUGUGGCUAAGGUCGUUUCUGAUUGUUCAGAUGUUGAAAGUAAGUUGUGAAUACAUGUAAGUUCCUCAAGAAAGUAGGGAUACACAUUGAUAUGCCAAUCUUUUACAUAGGAUAUGUAUCAGACAGUUAUUAGCCACAGAUUGUAGGUCUUUGUUCUUCUUGGCCUUUUGUCAUAUUAUAGUCUAUAAUAUAAUUAUGUGAUAUGUUUCAUCAUUAAAAACAGGAUUUAGGUCAUGAUGUGAUGGGUUUGUCAGCACGUAAUGCAGUUAUUACAGCCAUGUAAUAAAUAGGACAAGAGUGCAGCAUCAGUACUUAACCAUAUUAUUCAUUGGUUUCCUCAUUCACUAGUUAUUCUCUAUACAGACAUAAUACUAUAUUUUGUUUUGUAAUGUACAUUCUAACUUGAGUGAAAUAAACCUUCCACAAGUAAA
Messenger RNA from Homarus americanus (American lobster), 2639 nucleotides. Its product is annotated as protein SMG7-like. NCBI's taxonomy places the organism in Eukaryota, Metazoa, Arthropoda, Malacostraca, Decapoda, Nephropidae. The record is from RefSeq and is a predicted model, not a curated record. Gene Ontology annotation, molecular function: telomerase RNA binding; protein binding; telomeric repeat DNA binding. Gene Ontology annotation, cellular component: telomerase holoenzyme complex. Gene Ontology annotation, biological process: nuclear-transcribed mRNA catabolic process, nonsense-mediated decay.